This is a messenger RNA of Panicum virgatum (switchgrass), 1746 nucleotides long. Its product is annotated as serine/arginine-rich splicing factor RSZ21A. Gene Ontology annotation, biological process: mRNA splicing, via spliceosome. The transcript has 6 exons. The record is from RefSeq and is a predicted model, not a curated record. Gene Ontology annotation, cellular component: nuclear speck. Gene Ontology annotation, molecular function: zinc ion binding; RNA binding. The coding region runs from base 173 to 742 and encodes 189 amino acids. Lineage: Eukaryota; Viridiplantae; Streptophyta; Magnoliopsida; Poales; Poaceae.
AACGGCGAUAUAUCAAUCCUUGCGUGAUCCCGUCUUCUCGCCUUCUCCGCCUCCGCGCAGCGACGCUCCCCGGCUACCCCGCCCCAUCCGCCAGCCCGCUGCCGGCAGCAGCCUCCCCUCCCCCGCCGUCGCGCUUCCGGAGGAAGCAGAUCGGAGAAGGUGAUCGGCUGCGAUGGCCCGCUUGUACGUCGGGAACCUGGAUCCUCGGGUGACGGCACGGGAGCUCGAGGACGAGUUCCGCACCUUUGGAGUUCUUCGGAGUGUUUGGGUUGCUCGGAAACCACCAGGCUUUGCAUUUGUUGAUUUUGAUGACAAGAGGGAUGCUGAGGAUGCAAUCCGUGAUCUUGAUGGCAAGAAUGGAUGGAGAGUUGAGCUAUCACGUAGUGCCAGCAGUGGUCGUGGUGGUCGUGAUCGGGGGUAUGGUGGAUCUGAGUCUAAGUGCUACGAGUGUGGUGAGACUGGGCACUUUGCUCGUGAGUGUCGUUUGAGGAUUGGUUCUGGAGGUCUAGGCAGUGGAAGGCGCCGAAGCAGGAGCCGCAGCCGCAGCCGCAGCCGUAGUCCCAGAUACCGCCGGAGUCCAAGUUAUGGAAGAAGAAGCUACAGUCCUGCAGCGCGCUCUCCAAGGCGUCGUAGUGUGUCACCAGCCCCAGCUCGUGGACGCAGCUAUAGCAGGUCACCGCAGUACAACCGUGCACGGGAGACAUCUCCCUAUGAUAACGGACACCGCCGCAGCAGGAGCUAGAGCAAGAUAUUUGUGUCUGACGGAUUGCUCUUUGGCCCGUCAGCUAUAAUCAAUAACCUACUUGAAAGAUCCAUUGCCGACUGCUUGACUUUUGGUUAAGGUUCUCAUAACUUUUAUCUAUCUUAUUAUGCCUGUGUUUACUUUAUAAUCAGUAGUAAAACAUAUUGGUGGGUGUAUCUAUUGAACUAAGACCAGCUGUCUUUUCUUGUGUGGUAUAAAGGCAUCGUCCUGCACUGCUUAAACGACUCGGCCGACUACGGCUCAGUUAUGUCUUCAUGGUUUUGUUCUGCGCUCUUCAUUCUUCGCACGCCCUCGCAUGCUUCAUUCAGACAAAUGCCGCAUGUUAGUCUGCCUACAGCUCCUCUUCAUGAUCCAUUUGCCUCGUUGAAGAUGCUGCGCAUCGCAAAGCAGUAAUGAUCUUCCUUCUCAUACCAUUUGGUAAGGUUUGAUUGUGCUGACUAAUGCAGCAUCUGGUAAGUUUCUCCGUAGGCUGGGUCACCGUAAACUGCUCCUGGUUCAGGAACUGCAGUGUUUAGAUGGAUGACUCACCUGUGCAUCACGUAUAAUGCCUUGCUUCGGAGAAACCAGGUAAGUGAGUGCCAGAAAGAUAACUGACCAGGCUGAUUGCUACAUUGAGUCGACUUCUGGCUUUGCUCCACGUUUGCCACAUGCCACCACGCGUUGCCUGCCUUCAACAGAGGACGACUGUUGCAAUCAGCACAGGAAGUCUUCUCGCCUUCUGCCUCGUCACUGCAUCAUCCUGAUCGACAUUCUUCAUAGAUGCCUGCUACGAGCGCCUUCCUGAUUGGUGUUCUUCAUUAGAGCCCGCGAUGAAGCCAAAUCAUACGUCUAUCAUAUGCUGUCAUUUUCUGGUUAUUUUUGCAGAUGAUAUAUUACCUUCAGCUUAUAAUCCUGUUGGAUAGGUUAAAUGUUGGGACUAAAGAUGGUAGAAUGUCGGAUGCUAUUGGAUAUAUACACAAAUGGUAGAUACAUUCUGGUAACCA